Brassica napus (rape) is the source of this 745-nucleotide messenger RNA. RefSeq names its product protein NUCLEAR FUSION DEFECTIVE 6, mitochondrial. The transcript is spliced from 3 exons. Gene Ontology annotation, cellular component: mitochondrion. Lineage: Eukaryota; Viridiplantae; Streptophyta; Magnoliopsida; Brassicales; Brassicaceae. The record is from RefSeq and is a predicted model, not a curated record. Bases 202 to 507 code for a protein of 101 amino acids.
GCUAACCGGUCUGUCUAUAGAGUCAAUUCUAAGUAGAAAGCGGCCUGGUUCUCAAUAUUAAUGACCAACUUACGUUAUGGGCCGAAUCAGGCGUAUGAUGAUAGAUCCAACUAAUACAUCCGACCCGACCCGAACUUAAACCCCCCACCUUCGUAAAAUCACAAAAACGUCGCCGAGUCCGAGAAGAAGAAGAGUGUCAACAUGGCGGCGAACGGCGUGAGAAGAGCCCUUCACUCAUCGUCAUCCACGGGGAGAAUACUCUUCAGUCGUUCAUCUUCUGCUCCGAAACUCGGAAAAUCCGCGGGAUUCGCUUUCGGGAAUGGAUCAUCUUCAUCUCGCUCCUCACUUCGCAGGCUCACAUCCUCCAGGAUCCCAGUGGAGCUGGGUGCAGGGAUGUCGCUUAUACCUUUACACAGUGUUACUGCUUCAGCCUUGCUCACUUCGUUGCUGUCUCUCAGCAAUCAAAGCUGGGGUUGCCUUUCAGAAGGAUUUGCGACAACCCUAUAACAUUGCCUGCAAGUUUUGGUGGGGCUAUUGCUUGUCAGAUUCCAAGAAACUAGUUUCAUUUUGUUGGUGGUUUUUUUCCAAAGGUUUAAGAUAUCAAAGUAGCAAAAGAAACACACUGCCGUAGCUUUCUUCUAAGGAAGGCUCCUUUGUUCGGUUUAUUUAUACAAUUUCCAUCUUCGGUUUGAUGAUUUCGUUACCUUAACACUUGCCCUUGGAAAUAAACUACCCGUUUUGCUGA